AUGGGAAAAAUUGAAAGAGAUGAUAAUCGACAUCUCAGAUUACCUGCGAGAAUAAGUCAAGGCAGAAAUCGUUAUGUUCAUGUACUAAGAUUGGUGAAUCUGGUCUCUCGACUAUUAUAG
Molecule: messenger RNA, 120 nt
Organism: Ambispora gerdemannii
Lineage: Eukaryota; Fungi; Glomeromycota; Glomeromycetes; Archaeosporales; Ambisporaceae
Source: the annotation of a GenBank genome assembly